Molecule: messenger RNA, 1792 nt
Organism: Osmerus eperlanus (European smelt)
Lineage: Eukaryota; Metazoa; Chordata; Actinopteri; Osmeriformes; Osmeridae
Gene: slc51a
Product: solute carrier family 51 member A
Exons: 8
Coding region: 450-1430 (326 amino acids)
Biological process (GO): transport
Cellular component (GO): membrane
Molecular function (GO): transporter activity
Source: RefSeq, a predicted model, not a curated record
AUAACGAAAUACAAAACACAAAAGCAUCCUUUCUUUUUAUUUGGGCCAUAACUUUUACUACUUGAUAUUCUAUAUCGCUGGCCGUUCAUUAUUUGAUCGCUUAUGCACUUUUUACUUGUAGACGCCCAAGAAGAAAAACACAGAGGGAGGGUUUGAGUUGAUUCACGACACUCGAGCGACUGUCGUGAUUUGCACAAUUGGCCUCUCGAAUUGUAGGUAACCUUACGUCGGAUGGAAACCCUGCAGUGAUUUGUCAAGGGUCUACCAUCCGUUGCUUAACAGAAGGCGGGUUCUAUUUCAACAACAAUUUGGAAACCGGUAACCGUCCCUCGUUCGCCCACGGUAGUGAAGUUCAUCGGGAAAGGUAGAAGUUUCAGAGAGGCUGAUGUCAGUGACAGAAACUCGAUCACCGACCAUCGUUGACUCUUCGCUCUAUCGAAACCAGCAGGAUGGACCCGUCUAACCGAACCAUCGACCCCAGCUGCAGGGACAGACCUCCACUCGCCAUCGACAUUAUUGUCCAGCUGGACAUCUUUGGGAUCAUACUGUACUCAGUUUUGACCUUCAUGGCAACAGCAUCCAUGCUGGUCUACAUAGAGGAAUGCGUUUACAUCUACAAAAAGGUGCCUUCCAACAAGAAGAGUAUUAUCAUCUGGGUCAAUGGGGCAGCACCGGUGAUUGGGACCAUGUCAUGUCUGGGGAUGUGGAUUCCAAGAGCCACUAUGUUUACUGACAUGACCUCUGCAACCUACUUUGCAAUCGUGGUGUUCAAGUUCCUGAUCCUGAUGAUCGAGGAGGUGGGGGGCGACAAGGCUUUUCUUCUGCGUUCCAAGACCAAGACCCUGAGAAUCAGCACCGGCCCCUGCUGCUGCUGCUGCCCCUGUCUGCCUCACGUCGCCAUAACCCGGCGGACUCUGUUCUUGCUGAAGCUGGGCUCCUUCCAGUUUGCUGUGCUGAAGGUGGUCUUCACCAUCCUGUCAAUAAUUCUCUGGACAAAUGGCAACUUUGAGCUGACUGAUUUGGCCAUAACAGGUUCUGCUAUCUGGAUCAACCCGUUUGUGGGUGUCCUCACCAUCAUCGCCCUGUGGCCCGUGGCCAUCAUGUUCAUGCACCUCAGGACCACACUGCGAAGCCUCAAGAUCAUCCCCAAAUAUGCCAUGUACCAGUUGGUUUUGGUCCUGAGCCAGCUGCAGUCAGCCAUCAUCAACAUCCUGGCCAUGAAUGGGACCAUAGCCUGUGCCCCUCCAUAUUCCUCCCAGGCCCGUGGUUACUUGAUGAGUCAGCAGUUGUUGAUCCUGGAGAUGUUCAUCAUCACCUUGGUAACUCGUUUACUGUACCGUCGCCAGUAUGACCCCCUUCCUGACGACAGCCAAGAUGAUGAGAACACCAAGAUGGUUCCUGCACUCGCCAACGCUCCUAGCACUGCUUGAGCUGUGUUGGUAUUUGUGUGUUUGAACGCUUUAUACAGUGUGUGUUUGUGUCUAUGUGUGUUCUUGUGUUUUUUCAACACGAAAUCCCCUCUAUAAUAUCCAACCCAUGGAGUAUACCCCAAGUUAGGGAAAGCUGUUUUGUAUGGAACGAAUGCCAUUUUAAAAAUGACAACUGUCUGGUGAGCUGCUUCUACUGAUAUUGGAUACUGAUGAAAAACUGUUAUGCAGCUGAAUAUAGAAAAGAAACAAUACAUGAGUCUAUUAUAUGAUUUCAGGAAUGUAUUUUUAUCCCACUUUGUACCUUUGACAAUAUGCAUGAUCAUGAUGGACAAUCAAUUUAUAAUAUACAUUUUAUCAGGAUG